Molecule: messenger RNA, 1203 nt
Organism: Postia placenta MAD-698-R-SB12
Lineage: Eukaryota; Fungi; Basidiomycota; Agaricomycetes; Polyporales; Adustoporiaceae
Exons: 4
Coding region: 1-1203 (400 amino acids)
Source: RefSeq, a predicted model, not a curated record
AUGCCCAAAGAUGAGUCAGAGGAAUUCAAGACAUCGAGUAUGGGCACGCCCAUCGAGCCCUGUAGCGAGCAUCCAGCGGGUCGUGAACCCCUUCAUCCGUCAAAGCCAUUCCCGUUCCCAAACUGCUAUCAGCAUUCUUUCGGUUGUGUGAUCGUCCGCAUACCUACUCGUGACAUAGAUUAUGGCGAUGCUGUAAGACUGUCUGUCAAGGAAAGGAUGAGACAUGAAGACUAUCUUAGUGAGGAUUGGGCCCAGCACAACGCAUUACACACACAACAGAGCGAAGAUGAUUUUAGACUUCAUACCUUGACCAUCACACUAUUUCUAGGCCCUCCGCCUGUGGAAACGGAGAAGACCCCAAAAAUUUCCGAAAUUGUAGCCAACCCUGACUCACCUGUCCCUCCGACUGACGCCGUGAAUGUGCAAGACUGGCUUCAGGCGGUCUACUGCAGCGAGGAUCAAGAUGGCGCGCCAUGUCCGCACAAAGAUGCUGUCUCUGAGCACUUUGAUGCCGCCAUCACUACAGACGAUGAUCGUAUACCUACGCUCAAUGGCAACACUGACACAGUGUACUCCGACAGUGUCGACAGUGAUGCUGACACUGAUAACCUCCUCCUUAAUGCCGACAGCGAUGCUGACACUGAGGCCAUCGUUGAGGCUGUCCUUGGUCCAUUCCGCGCUAAAGUUGAUGAUAUCGAUGUCGUGCCUCUUGUCAACUACUCGUUCGAUUUGACCGAAGGAGGAGAAUGUGCUGAUCCCCGUGGGUUCGCCGAGGAAGCAGAGGCAAUGGCUGAGCUCAUCCGGAAAGCACGCGAUGGUGCGCUGGGUAAGCUUCGGGCGGCGACACCUGACGGUGCAGUACCGUUGGCUCAAGCUGUGGCCGAGGGCGCCACUACGGAGCCCGAUCUGGUACACGAUGAGGCUCCCACCAAUGCAAACUCUGGCGAUGCUAUCACUGACCAUUCUUCGAACACUAUGGUGAUGGCGGUAGAGCGUUCAGUUGAUACACCGCCGGAGUCCUUGUCAGAGACUAAGGGCGAGACCACCUUACCGGAGGCGCAGUCAUUCUGGCGACUGGCACGAAUGAAGAGAUCUCUGCUUACCUUUACAAAAGGCCCGGUGAAGCAAGGCCAGCGUCAGGUCUCUGCGCUGGCAGUCAAAAUGAAGAGACUCCUUUGUAUUUGCAGUGUUCAUAACAACUAG